AUGGGGAAAAUGAGUGGGUCGGUGGUGAUCAACGUGAAGCGGCCAGUAUACCAGAUGGAUGAUCUACACGAUGGCAAUACGAACGGGGACGUGGACCUAGAGGCCACUGCCAAGCGGAAAAAGGUGUCCAAGCUGAAGUGGUCGGACGUAAAAACGGUGGUGCCGGCAAUCGACUGGCUGUUCACCAACUACAACUGGUCCGAUGACUUCUUCAAGGACUUCGUGGCCGGCUUUACGGUGGCCGUGCUAAACAUACCACAGGGCAUGGCGUACGCUAUGCUCGGCAACGUAGACCCGACCGUCGGCCUCUACAUGGCCAUCAUGCCCGUCAUCGUUUACAGUCUGCUGGGCACGUCCAGACACGUGUCGAUGGGAUCGUUUUCGGUCGUUUGCUUGAUGACCGGCAAGGUGGUGAGCACGUACGCCAAAUCCCACUACUUCAACGCCAACAUCAACCCGGACUUGACGGACGGUACGGCCGGUACGAUGGUUGACCAAGCGGUAUCGCUGCAGCCGCACCAAGCGGCCGCCGCGUACACGUCCAUCGAGGUGGCCACGGCCGUCACUCUGAUGGUCGGCCUCAUACAGAUACUCAUGUACGUGUUUCGGCUGGGCGUCGUGUGCACGAUACUGUCCGAGACGCUGGUCAGCGGGUUCACGGCCGGCGCGGCUGUCCACGUGGUCACUUCCCAGAUGAAGGAGCUGCUGGGCGUCAAGAUCGAUAACCACAACGGACUGUUCCAGAUCGUGCUUACCUACUACGAUAUCGGCAACCGGAUCCGGGACGUCAACUUCGCCACGACCACGGUAUCCAUCGUCACCGUCGUCCUGCUGCUGUCCUACAAUACGCACCUGAAAGCCUUCAUCAACAAGCGCCUGUUCAUGCCCGUGCCCAUCGAGCUCAUCACAAUCGUCAUCGGGACGGCGCUUUUCCAGUUCACCACGUUCUCGGAGGACUAUCAAAUCAAACUGGUGAGUGUAACCACUGUUAUGGUAUCGCUUGGCUUUCCGCGAUAG
Molecule: messenger RNA, 1017 nt
Organism: Macrosiphum euphorbiae (potato aphid)
Lineage: Eukaryota; Metazoa; Arthropoda; Insecta; Hemiptera; Aphididae
Source: the annotation of a GenBank genome assembly